This is a messenger RNA of Helianthus annuus (common sunflower), 936 nucleotides long. RefSeq lists its product as uncharacterized. Lineage: Eukaryota; Viridiplantae; Streptophyta; Magnoliopsida; Asterales; Asteraceae. Bases 1 to 936 code for a protein of 311 amino acids. The transcript has a single exon. The record is from RefSeq and is a predicted model, not a curated record.
AUGACAUGGGGUUGGAGGAAACUUCUUGCGAGUAGGAGCCUUGUUCGUCCUUUUAUAUGGAAAUCUAUUGGGAAUGGUGCUGAAACAAAUGCUUGGAGUGAUACUUGGUGCAACAUCGGUCCUCUUCGAGCGUUCAUUUCUCCUAGGCGUAUUGCAAAUGCAGGUUUCAGUUUGCAGUCUUCGUUAGCUGAGCUGGUGUCUCAUGAUGGUCAGUGGAACUGGCCGACUGCCUGGUAUAACCUGUUUCCUGUCCUAAUUAAUAUAGUAGCGCCUACUUUAUGUAGCAAUUCUCGUGAUCGAUUGGUUUUGAAAGACUUGGAAGGCAAUAAUCGUCCAUUUUCUUCUUGGGAGGUUUGGAAUAAUAUUCGGUAUCAUGCUAGUAAAGUGCAAUGGGGGAAUAUGGUUUGGUAUAAACAAUGCAUUCCUAGGCAUGCGUUUCAUAUAUGGCUUGUUAUCCAGAAUAAAUUGAAGACGCAGGAUCGGCUCUCGGUUUGGGAAGCGGGAAGUGAAACAAAUUUGAAUCUCAUGUGUUGUCCUUUAUGCUACUACAACAGGGAUUCGAGGGACCAUCUAUUCUUUGAAUGCUCUUUUGCUAUGCAGGUUUGGAACAAAGUUAGGAGCUUCACUAAUAUGGGGGAUGUCAAUGGCGAUUGGAGUGAUAUCAUGGCUUGGAUGAAUCAUAAUUCGUCCCUUCAGAAACCUGAUAAUGUGAUUAGUAGGUUGGUCGUUGCGGCUGCAACUUACUUCAUUUGGCAAGAACGUAACAGCCGGCUGUUUUCAAGGAACCAUCGGACGGCUAUGGUGGUAUCUCAUGAAAUUCUUACUACGGUCCGAGUGCGGCUUCUGUCUCUUAAGUUCAAACGGCAAUUUGAGAAUCGGAGCUUGGUGGAUAAAUGGAAGAUUCCUGACAACAACUUGGAGCUUGAACCCGGCUAG